Molecule: messenger RNA, 1788 nt
Organism: Paramecium tetraurelia
Lineage: Eukaryota; Ciliophora; Oligohymenophorea; Peniculida; Parameciidae
Exons: 2
Biological process (GO): double-strand break repair; regulation of DNA-templated transcription
Cellular component (GO): Ino80 complex
Source: RefSeq, a predicted model, not a curated record
AUGUAGGAUAAACCAAACCAAUAAUAAGACACUGUCCAAAACACCAUCAAAUCAUUGCAGGACAAGAUCUAAAACAUUGAGAACUUGAUAGAAAGAGGAACUGAUUGCAUUAUCAUUUAGUAUGGAUCGCACAGUAUAAAAAUGAACAAAGCAAGCGAGAUGCUCCCCAAGAAAUUCAGAAAUUUGAUUGGUUAUAAAGUGCAAUCCUAAUUAAAACAAGUUUAAUCCACAGAUCUCACUGUGAUUGAUGAAAGUCUAUUAUUAUUAGAACAAAAAUUAAUGUAGAAAGGCACACUCAAAGCCCAACCCAAAAGCAUGCGUGGAAAGCCAAGAGCUAAAAUUGAAGUAGAUUUACGCAACAUCAGAGGGUUUCUGGGGAAGAAGGAACAAAAAUAACCAUAAUGCACUCUUGCUAAGAUGAUGGAAGAUAAAUCUGUGGUCUUUGAAGACGACAUCUUUACUGGAGAGUAUUUAGUUAGGUAACCAAUCAAACAUGGAUUUUUCAAUUUAACAGAGAAUUACAAUAUGCAAGAUGUGAUUGAAGAUCUAUACAAAUUGACAUUAUAUGGAUUGAAUUGCAAAUUGGAAGUCAAGAAUGUCUCUGAUUACUAUUGCAUUUUGGUUAUUCCUGAUAUCUUUCAAAGAGUACAAGUAAAAAUGUUGGUAGAUAUGUUAAUAAGACAAUUGAGAUUCAAAGGAAUCUAUCUACAUUUAGAAUCUGUCUUAUCCAGCUUCGGAGCUAAUCUUUAGUAAUGUUGUGUUGUUGACAUUGGUUAUGAGAAGAUCAAUAUUACCUGUGUUGAUGAUGGAGUCAUUUUGCCUGGAACCUAUGUGAGAAAGAAUUUCGGUAGCAAAGACAUUGAUUUAGUACUCAUGAGGUAAGUAACCAAACGAAAUGCUUGUGAUUAAGCUGUUCAACUGCAAAGUAACAAUUACGGAGAUCUACUCUAAAUGGAAAAACUCAAAGAAAAAGCUUGUUAAAUGAGACAAAAGGAAGACAAACUCAAUUACAAUUAUGAGCUUCAUUGUUUAAGAAAUCAAAAGGAAAAGAGAUUCUUUGUUCAACACAAUGAUGGAUUGUACAUAUCUCCGAAUACUCUGUUUGAAUCUGAACCUUUCAAUGAAAUCAGGAAACAGGAUAUGCAUGAAUGCUUCGAUUUUACAGGACGACUCUUCGAAAUGCAAUAUGAUCCAGAGGAUAAUUUUGAGGAACUCAGUGGAGGAAUUCAAUUAUGCUGGUAUUGGGGCUCCAAGGAAAAGGAACAAUAGUAUUUCACAGAAGGAAAUCAAAUGCUAAAUCCUAAUUAUAUGAUACCCUUAGAUCAUAUGAUUGCCUACUCAAUAGCCUAAGUCUAGGAUCCAGAAAUAAGGCAAAAAUUAGCCAAUAACAUUCUAUUUACAGGAGGAGGAGCCCAUCUGAUCGAUCUUGUAGAUGAGGUUGAAGCCUUGUUGAUUGACAAAUUUUAAGUUAUGGAACUAAAUGAAAUCGAAAGAGUAGAAGUUAAAACUAUUAUUAGAGAUGUUAGACCUAUUUAUAUGGCCUGGGUUGGGGCCACUGUCUUACCUAAAACAGAAUCUGUAAGUGAAUUAUGGAUCACAGCACCUAGAUGGUUGGGUGAUUUGGAAACUCAAAAAGACGAAUUGGAAGAUAUGAUCAAUUAAUUUGAUGGGGAUGUUUAAUAAUUGGAAAAAAAGCUAAUUGCUUUUGCAAAAAAAGAUAAAGAAAAGGAUCGUAGUUGUGAAUAUGGACUAAAACAUUUGAAAGAAAAGAUUCCCUUUAUUUGGUGA